UAGAACGCAAGAAAAAAAAAAAAAAAAAAGAGAAGGCCCCUCUUCCUUAUCUCUCCCUUUCCUCUCUCUUUCUCCGUAGAAUCUCUCGAAAAAAAAUCAAUAAAAGGAAGCCUUCGUCUCUCUCUUUCUUGGGUGAUUUGAUGGGCGCCCAGAUCUGAGGUCCCCCUCGUCGGUCUCCAUCACUCGAUGACCGUAGAGUGUAGAUUGCCGCAAGGAAGAGAGCACUGGAUUCUAUUUGGUUCGGUUGCUCAGGCCUUUGGAUUGGAAUCGAUGAACCUAAGAUGCGUGCUUGAGGGGAGGCGGAUGAUAGGAUGGUGGCUUUGUUAGUUCCUUUCCAACUGGUAGUUUUCUCUCUUCCGUGGAGGGUAAGUGAAGUGGGUUUUUUGAUGCUGGGUCUCAGUUCCUUCUGAUUCCGAGUGGAAGAGGAGAAAAGUCCUCUUUAAAAGAAGCUUAUUUUGAAAUGAUUUAAGAGGUAAAGAAAGGGAUGUUCGUUGAUCUAUACCAUGGACCCAGUGUUAUAGAGAAAAAAAGAGAGAAAAAAUAAGCGGGAUUGAACUCUGCUUUGCUGUUAUGUUUACUUUUCUGGGUUUUAUUCAGUUGAGGAAUGUCAAGGUUUGAAUUUGAUAUUGUUUUUUUUUUAUUAACAUAUUGUUCUAAUUGAUGCUUUUUGGUUUAUUUCUCUUGAUUUUAUGCAGUUUUAGAAAGGCAAGUCUGGAUUUUGAUGUUGGUCUGUUAUUAAUAUUUUUGUUGUUAUUGUUGCUUUUCUGCCUACUUUCCUUGAUGUCAUUCAAUUCAAGAAAGGCAUGUUUGGAUUUUCGAGUUGGUCUGUUAUUAAUAUAUUGUUGCUGCUGCUGCUGCUUUAGCUUCCAUUUUGUAAUUGUUGUCCUUUUCUCUUCUUUUCUCAGUCACAGGGUAGGGAGAGGGUGCCAGGGCAUUGAAUUUAAGGGAGCUAGGGUUGGCAUAGAUAGAUGUCGUGGGGGACGCGGAGCUGGGGCUGGUUCAGAUGAGGGAUGUUGGAGGUGUGGAUGAACUUCCUGAAGGCCUGCUGGGGGCCGUCAUCGGCUCAGUGCAUCCACUCAGGCUCUGAUGCAGUCGGCCGGCAAGAUGGGCUGCUCUGGUACAAGGACACUGGCCAACACACAAGUGGGGAGUUCUCCAUGGCUGUUGUCCAGGCAAACAACUUGCUUGAGGACCAGAGCCAGAUUGAGUCAGGUCCACUCAGCUCACUGGAGUCAGGGCUGCAUGGGACCUUCGUCGGGAUUUAUGACGGGCAUGGUGGCCCGGAGACAUCACGAUAUAUCAAUGAUCAUCUCUUCCACCAUCUCAAGAGAUUUGCAUCUGAGCAACAGUCAAUGUCAGCUGAAGUGCUAAGAAAGGCAUUCCAAGCUACAGAAGAGGGGUUCUUUUCUCUGGUCGCUAAACAAUGGCUUAUGAAGCCUCAGAUUGCAGCUGUUGGCUCUUGCUGCCUGGUUGGCGUGAUCUGUGGUGGAACCUUUUAUGUUGCUAAUGUUGGAGAUUCCCGUGUUGUUUUAGGGAGGCUUGUCAAGGCAACUGGUGAGGUUCUUGCAAUCCAGUUAUCAAUGGAGCACAAUGUGAGCAUUGAGUCUGUUAGACAAGAAUUACGUUCAUUGCAUCCAGAUGAUUCACAGAUUGUAGUUUUGAAGCAUAAUGUUUGGCGUGUGAAGGGCCUCAUCCAGGUAUCUAGGUCCAUUGGAGAUAUAUACCUAAAAAAGGCAGAGUUUAACAGGGAGCCUUUGUAUGCGAAGUUUCGUCUUCGAGAACCUUUCAAAAGGCCAAUACUUAGUUCUGAACCUUCAAUUUUGGUGCAACCUUUACAGCCACUAGAUCAGUUUCUUAUAUUUGCCUCUGAUGGACUUUGGGAGCACAUCAGCAAUCAGGAAGCAGUUGACAUUGUUCAAAACCAUCCCAGCAGUGGAAGCGCUCGGAGGCUCGUGAAGGCUGCGCUGCAAGAAGCAGCCAAGAAAAGAGAGAUGAGGUACUCUGAUCUCAAGAAGAUCGAUCGUGGGGUGCGUCGGCAUUUCCAUGAUGACAUCACCGUCAUAGUUGUGUACCUUGAUUCAAAUCUUAUAAGCAAGGCCACCUCAAACAGAGGCCCCACUCUGUCUGUCAGAGGGGGUGGCAUCACUCUACCUGCGAACUCUCUUGCACCUUGCAUGACUCCCACAGAACUCAGUAACCCUUGACAAAGCCAGCUCAACUGUUCUACCAUCCUAUAUGAAACUGAACACUUGACCUUACUUUAAUCACAUGAUCUGAAAAAAUGGGAGGUGAAGCAGCUCAUGUUGUUUACAUAUACUAUAAAAUUGUGCUGAAAAGAAUCAGUUCCCUUUAUGUUAUGUUUAUAAAACAGGGGAGCUCCUACUUCUAGUUUCUAAAUAGCUGGAAGAGAACUUAAAGGUGAAAAUUAAAUUAUUUGGUAGUAUUUUUCAUUUCUUCCAGUCACUGUUUUAACUCUCAUUCCUCUUUCUAAAGAGCUGUGUUUCUGGCAGUGUGUGUUGUCUCAUAUAUUUAUUCUUUUGUUGGGUUUUCUACUCUACUUUGAAGGGAUGAGUAAAAUGUUAUAUGGGAAGCUCAGAUUCUCAGAA
Phoenix dactylifera (date palm) is the source of this 2606-nucleotide messenger RNA. The record is from RefSeq and is a predicted model, not a curated record. NCBI's taxonomy places the organism in Eukaryota, Viridiplantae, Streptophyta, Magnoliopsida, Arecales, Arecaceae.